AAGCGAGAGCGCGCCCUCGGCGCGUUCCAGUUUGUGUGUGCGGGACAGGGAGGCUGCUCAUAGUGUGGAAUAAAGCGGCCGUUUUCAAGUGAAAUAUACAUAUAUGGAGAUGGGAGCGGAUGAAGAGCGGGGAUGUUGAGAGAGGAGAGCGACCCACUCGCGUAAUACACACUGUGAGUCGGCGGAGUGGCUAACUGCUGGCUUCUCCUGUGUGUGAGACGGCGGACACCUGGGGCAACGUGUGUGCGGGGAGCAGAGCAGUGGCAUUGGAGGCCUGCCCCUAUGCUCAUCAACCUGAGCCUGUCUGCCAAGGAGAUUCAGGCCUGCCAUGGGGCAUCGCCUAUCGGCCCCUGUGGCACGGCCGUGGAAGUGACUGCCAUGGAAUCCCUCUCUGCACCCCUGCCGCCCCCCCCUCCUCCGCCGCCGCCCCCCCCUCCUCCGCCACCGUCCGUCCCAGCGACAUGCUCGGAUCUGGUGUGUCGUUCCAAACUGCGUAACCUUAACUGGGAGCGCAUCCCGAAGGAGCGCGUCGAGGGCCGGAGGAGCGUGUGGAGUGGGCCCUUGGCCACCGAGGAUGACUUUCCUAUCGACCUGCGCUCGCUGGAUGAGCUCUUUGGCCGAAAGGAUACGACUCCGAAGCAGAAGACUAGUAGUGUCCGCCGCAGUUUGCGGUACAUCGGGUUGCACCAGGACACCAGCGCUGAUCAGGUUUCCCUUCUGGAUGCCAAGCGCAGCAUGAAUGUGGGAAUAUUUCUACGUCAAUUCAAGAGUGCAGCCAGGGAAAUUGUGGAAGACAUCAAGCAUGGUGCUGGAGAAAACUACGGCGCUGAGAAACUGAGCGAGCUUUGCAAGCUCCUGCCGGAUAGAGAGGAGGAGAAGCGACUGAGAUCGUUCCAGGGGGAACGUAGCUGUCUUGAGGAGCCGGACCUCUUCAUGCUUCUCCUGGUACAGCUUCCCAGUUUUCGCCUGCGUCUGGAUGCCAUGAUCCUCAAGGAGGAGUUUGACCCCGCUGUGACCUCUCUGCACACGGCAACCCGCUGCCUAAGGGAGGCAGCUAUUGAGCUGCGGAGCUGUUCUGAGCUCCACUCCAUCCUGCGCCUGGUGCUGAGAGCCGGGAACUACAUGAACGCGGGCAGCUAUGCUGGGAACGCUGCUGGUUUUCGCAUCGCCUCGCUGCUCAAAUUGGCUGACACCAAAGCCAACAAGCCGGGCAUGAAUCUGCUUCACUUUGUGGCCAUGGAAGUGGUCAAGAAAGACCAGAGCUUGUUGACCUUUCCUUGCAAAUUGGCACAUAUAGCUGAAGCUUCCAGGUUUUCUGAAGAAGUGGUGCAGGAAGAUCUCUCUAGGCUACAUAGCCAACUUGUUGCUUUGCAGGCUAACAUUCAGGCUGAACCAGAUAUCCAGCAGCAGACACAGAACUUCACAGAGGCUGCAGAGGAGAAACUGAGGGAGAUGGAUUUGGAGGUAGAGGCCCUGCGGAGUGACAGUCAGGCCUUGGUUGACUUCUUCUGUGAGGAUGAGAGCUCCUUCAAGCUGGAAGAGGCCUGCAGGGUCUUCCACAACUUCUGUCUUCGCUUCCAGAAAGCUGUGCAGGAGAAUGCCGAGCGGAAGCUGAAAGAGCAGAGGCGUGCAGAGAGGGAGCGAGAGAUCGCGGAGAAGCGGCGCUCAAUCGCCACCUGUACGGGCCUGGAGCUCGGGCAAGGGAGUGACGAGCUCGAGCACACCUUGGAGAGGACACUCAGCUCUGCCCUGCAGCGCAGAGUCUCUCAGAGAUACUCCCAGCACAGCAACAUAGAUGCCUCGCUGAAGAGACUAAGCACUGAUGUAAAGGAUGGGAAACAGCAGCUUAGCGCUGAUGGUAAACACAAGCAGCAGGAGCUGAACACCACUCCUGUGGAAAGUCACCAUGAUGCCGCAGACAGCACACAAACAGAACGUGGACUAAAAACUGAACCUAUUAACUUAGAAAGUGAAUGGAGUACUCCAGGUAUUCAGUGUGGCCUAAAUACUGAAAUGGACAGUGAACGUGGGCCCAGCUCUGAAACUAUACACACGCAAUGUAGUCAAAGCACUGAUGAUGUAGAUGGCCGUCCUAAGGCGAGCACUGAUAUUACGCACAGCCAACAAAGGCAAACUGUUGAGGGCGUGCAUAGCCAACACGGAUCUAUCGACGUGGUGCUCCAUGCUGAGAAAACUUGCGCCAAUGUCGAAGGAGGACAGGAGCACAGCCCUGAUGCACAAAGCUGUCUGCUAGCUACUGAUCUCUCAGAUGGCUUGCUCACGCAACCUGCUGAUACACCUGCUCCCCCAGGGAGUGCUCAGCUGUUGAGGCUUGUGUCAGAGAGGAUGCUGGUUCGGCCGGCAGGUCCGGUAUCGCCCCAGCGGACGAGUCCUGUACCCCCAGCUGCUGGGAAAAUUAAUGGGCAGCCAAACUCAAGUGAACCACAGGAGCUUCCCCGUGUCAUCCAGGGUGCUUCCCUGCCAGCCACGGGUAAGGAGCGAAUGUACUCGCGUGUUGGUGAGACUCUAGAGUGCCUCACCCUGGUGCGUGGUCUGCGCUCCUAUGAGAGCCUGACUGUGCCAGUGCAGCGAGCGCCGCCUAGCCACUGUUCCAAGUGGCGGAAGGAGAGAGAAGCAGGUGAGAAAGAUGGAACAGGUCCUCUUCAGGGAAAGGAUGACUCCCGGGCUGGGAAGGACUCUGCUCGAGGGUCUCGAAAGGGCCCAGCGCCUAGGACAGGAACACCUACCAGCGCUGGUGCCCCCAGAGUUCGUACCAAGCCAGAUCCACCCUCUCCUGAAGAGACCUCAGCACGUGCCUCUCGGCUGCCUGUCACCCGGAGCACCUCAGCACGCCCUACGACAAACCUGCGGCCCACCAGCACUCAGCCACAAAUCAAAAGAGCUAACAGCAUGGGUGACAAGGGCCAUGCCGUGGCUGAGCAGGCUGCAAAGGCGUCCCGCCACCUGUCAGAAGACACCAAACAGGAGAAAGAGAAGGCAUCUGUAACUCCAUUCCUCAGGGGUUCCCCGAUGCGCCUGUCUAGGCGCGUGGCUCCCAAUGCCGAGUCUUCCACCCGUACUCCGCUGAGCCCCUCCUCAACCACCGCCAAAACCAUCCGCGCAUCAGUCAUCGCUGCCGCUGCAGUCAAAGCAGCUAAGGCUUCGGAGUCUGGAAACCCCAGGACACAGGGAUCACGACUUUCUGGGCCCAAGGUGGCCCGUCCGUCUGCCCAGCCCAUGUGGAGGUGAGGGCAGAGACGACUAACUUUAACCUUCACGUGGGAGUUGCACAGUUUAGGCACAAAUUCUAAUUUAUGUUAAGUGUACUUUUUGUUUGUGUUCACAAAAGUGGAUGUAUGUACUUGUCGGGGGAUGGAGGGGGAGUCUAAGCAAUAUCAAUGGAAUGUGCAUUCCUUUGAGGCCUUGGGUCUCCAGUGCUGCUGGUACCUUAGUACCCUGGUUUCCCAUCCCAGUCAGUGGGAGCCAGAAUCUGGUCCUGAGUGGAAGGAACUACUGGCAGGAUCUACAGAGCAAGCAGAGUAACGGGACCGAGUCCAAACUUUCUUUUCAUUCAUGAGCUUUUGUGAGCCAUGUUACCUCACGUCCUCAAGCCAAGCUUAUUUGGCUCAACCAAGCUGUCUUAACUGUCUAUGUACAAGACGAACAUCUGUGUGAAGAGAAGGGCCAGAAAGUAUUGUUUACAAGCUCUCCACUGCCAGAUGUCAUUCACUACCUCUAGUCGCUAGAGGAGGGGGAUGUUGGGAGCACCUGUGUAAGAUGGGCACCUUAGGUGUGGGGAGGGGAGAAUCCUGAACAGUCCUUUGCAAGUACCAGUAAAACAGAGCAUCGGUUGCACGUGCAAUCCAGUCAUUUUGCAAUAAGUGCCUCAUGGAAGUCUAGAGAACCACAAUCCGAAAGCUGAGGGAACGCCAUCGUAGAUUUUUCCGUAGAAUGGAGCCAGUUGCUUUUGCCAUAUUUGUUAGACAGCAUGUGGUAAAGUUGCCUGGAGCAGAUUUGCUUUUAACGGGUCUUUUAGGGUCAUACUGCACUGUGAAGUCCCGCCCACUCUGCGUGUUUGAGGCCACAUGCUGAAUAAAGUUCCCUCGGCUUCCGCCUUCUCGCUCCGAUUGCUGUCGAAUCCUUCAGCGCGCCUUGUUUAUGCUAGAAGUCCAAAGCGUCGCCAUUCCAUUUAAAGCUCCUUUGUUGUAUGUGGUCACGACACACAGGAUGAGGUUUCCCCAGGCAUUUUUAUAUUUGUGGUGUGUGACAAACCCUCAAGCUCACGGAACACUUUCCUCCAUGCCUGAACCACCUAGAACAGCGAACGUUGCGUUUGUGCAACUUGGAUUCUACCAAAUUGGACAGUAUUUUACAAUGUCAAAUGGAACAGUUUUGGGUUCAUCAGAGUAGUAUUCCCUCGGUGUGACACCUUGGUCGGGCCCUAUGCCAUCCUGACGAACCCCAUCCUACCUCCGUAAUUAAGCUGCAAUAGCCGUGAUCUUUCUUAGUGAAUAUGUAGACAAUGAGUCGUGUCCUACUUAAAUAUAUGGUACAACACUAUUAAUCGAGGAGAAACGGCUGUCUGCUGCUCUAUUUGAUAGUGUUUCAGGGCUCAAGUGAUGUGACAAAUGUCUAUUUAUAUGAUUCUUCCCCUACGAUUCUGGCCCAGCUCAGCGCUCUGCUGAACAGACACCCAUUUGCCCCUCUCAGUAAAACCUUGUUCUUCUGCACUUUACCGGCUGACGAGGGAUCGAUAAUGGGUACUAGUAUUUCUUGAUAAUAUGCAUUUUUAGGCAAUGCAAAAAAGAAGAAAAAUUUAAAUUACGAUUGUUUAUGUAAUUGUUUUGUAUGAUUCAGCUGUGUAAAUAAGAAAAUAAA
Messenger RNA from Scleropages formosus (Asian bonytongue), 4878 nucleotides. It is a transcript of the gene fhdc2, whose product is annotated as FH2 domain containing 2. Lineage: Eukaryota; Metazoa; Chordata; Actinopteri; Osteoglossiformes; Osteoglossidae. The transcript has 12 exons. The record is from RefSeq and is a predicted model, not a curated record. The coding region runs from base 283 to 3249 and encodes 988 amino acids.